AUGGCUCACUUGCUAUCCGAACCAGUGACCUCGAUUCUGUGCUCCUUCAUAGGCUGCUCGCUUGCUCUUGCAUUUCGAGAGGGAGUGCUGGCCCUCAUCAAGCCCGAGAAGACAACAAAGGACAAGACGGAUCUCCCUCGAAUAGACUACAAGAAGACAAAGAGGGACGAUACGAAGCUUAGAGAGCAGAAGCUAUGUCGAGGAAUGCGUUUUGCAGAUUAUAUGCUUGGGGAGAAAGCUCUUGUGGACAAGCACCGUCAAGCAGCGUCAUCAGAAGACAGCACACCUCGGCACACCCCUAGUGACACAGACUCCGCAAUCACGGGCUCAGAAUCUGAUGAUAUUGCCCAGCUCGUUCCUCUUCCUGAAAACAACGAACCUGAAGUCGUACGAAAGAGGAAGAACAACAAGGCCGGGAAGAACAAAUCAGAGGAGGGCCUAAGGCGAAUCAGUUAUGUGUGA
This is a messenger RNA of Lithohypha guttulata, 462 nucleotides long. RefSeq lists its product as uncharacterized. The transcript has 2 exons. The coding region runs from base 1 to 462 and encodes 153 amino acids. The record is from RefSeq and is a predicted model, not a curated record. NCBI's taxonomy places the organism in Eukaryota, Fungi, Ascomycota, Eurotiomycetes, Chaetothyriales, Trichomeriaceae.